Rosa chinensis is the source of this 909-nucleotide messenger RNA. Its product is annotated as chromosome partition protein Smc-like. The record is from RefSeq and is a predicted model, not a curated record. Lineage: Eukaryota; Viridiplantae; Streptophyta; Magnoliopsida; Rosales; Rosaceae. The transcript has 2 exons. Bases 1 to 909 code for a protein of 302 amino acids.
AUGAAGGUUGGAGAGAAACAUGUGGUGGAAAAACAUGUUGCGGCUGGCCACAAAGAUGUCGGAGGAAAGUUUGUCUCCGACAACCCCGUUGUAGGGUUGGUGCAAAGUGCACCUGCCAGUCAACAGGCCUUUCUGCAUAAGGGCUCGGCGAAGGAGAGCAAACUGAAAGAAGAACUUUUGCAGGUACAGCGUGACUUAUCGGUAGAGAGGGAGAAGAAUAAGUCCACCGCUGGGGACAUUGCCAAGCUUGACGAUGCCCUACUUGACGUCAAAGAAAAGUUCAAACGUGCUGUGGAUAAAACUAUCGCCAAUACCACCACUAUUACUAACCUUAAUGCCGAGUUGGCGGCCCUGAAGAAGGAGAUGGCUGAGAGGGAAGAUACCAUCGCUCAGUUGCAGGAGGCGCUUACCGCCAAAGAAAAGGAGUUGGCGGACUUCCAGUCUGCUUGGCAGGAAGAGAUGGCUAAGCUAGCGGAGGACGAGAGGGAGAUGGUGCGCCUAAAGGAGGUUAACGCUUUUAAGAAGUCAGUAGAGUUCAAGGAACUUCUGACGGAUGCUGGUAAACAAGGUGUUGCCGCCAACUUUAAUGAGCUCGAAGAUAGCGGCUACUUGAACUAUGACAAGAAACUAGCUAAUCGAGCCCCUCCAGAGUCCAUGCCUGGCGAGGAUGUCGCUGCUGAGGAUGUUGAGGGAUCUGAAGAUGGCGGUUCCUUAGAAAGUGGCUCUUCUGAUGGUAGUGAAGAGAGUGGUUCUUCUGGAGAAGAUGACGCGAGGUCCAAUGGUAAUCCUGAGACUCCGACGCCGACAAGUAAAGCUGAGAAGAGAAAGAUGGGUACUCGUCAGCUUCUGGAGAAACGUCGUCGUGGUGAUUGCGUUUCGGGGUCCUCCUUUCAGGCCGAGCAAGAUUAG